AUGGCCUUGUGCUCGCUGGCGUUCUCCACCUCUGCAAAGCGCUCUUGCGACUUUGCAGCCCCACGUUCGCCCCUCAACAAGAGAGUCUGCUUGUCCAGAAUAGAGUUGAACUCUCCUCAGAAGCGUUACCCAAGGGUAUCCUUCGACAAGCUGUUGCCUGCUCAGGCUUGCUACUCCUCCUCCUCUGACUCGGAAAACGAUUCUGACGACCAGUCUUGUUACAAAGCGGACCAGAUUCGUGCAAAGAGAAGAGCCUCCUCUAGAGUUUCCUUCUCUUUGAAUAAUGAGUUGUCCAAAGCGGUUUCCCAAUACAGCGAUGACGAUGACAACCUGUACGAGCCUCUUGAUACAAAGGCCGUUCUGCAGGCUGGUGAUGACAACAUUGACUGCAAGUUGUUGAGCUCCCCAUGUACUUCUUCGGUGUACAUUUGCAACAACAACGGCAACGUCCAGAUGUCUCACCACCGCAACUCGUCCACUGGAAGCUUCUUGCACAUCUCCGACAGUAAUUCCUCGACAGCCAGUACAAAGAAAUGCAUGCCAGAAGCUGACAAGAACUCGAGAAGUAGAUGUUUCGACUAUCUUGUUGGCGCUAUUGAUGAGGCUUGGGCUAGAUAUUGCGACGUCGCUUCUUAUGUUGAAGAUGAGACAUAUGGUUACAACACUCCUUGUUCUGUCGCUACUGAUGACGAGGAGUUUGGAAAUACCACUGACUUAACUGACUACGAAAGUGACUUUGAGCAUGUUCCCAAGCCAUCCUUUGGAAGAAAGCCAUCAUUGAUGAAUCCUUCUUCCAUGACUACCAUGUCUGCAGACCCUGCCCUGGCAUCCACAAAGGAUGCUUCUUGCCAAUUGCAGGAGUUGAAAGAUCGUUUGAUCAGGGCAAAGUACUUUUUGCAAGACUUGGUUGAUUCUGAUGAUUACAACGACGCUUCUGACUUUUGGAAACGUUGGGAUAUGAUCAAAUAUGCCACCAUCGAGUUGGUAGAAGAUGAUGACGACGAUGAAGUUAUCGAAGCAACAAUCGAUGACUUGGAAGAUGGUCGUCUUUUCACCAACUGA
Messenger RNA from Sungouiella intermedia, 1062 nucleotides. The record is from the annotation of a GenBank genome assembly. Lineage: Eukaryota; Fungi; Ascomycota; Pichiomycetes; Serinales; Metschnikowiaceae.